AUAUACUUUACUGGUUAGGCUUCGUGUGGUACUGGCUAAACAAAGUUGGCUAAAAUUCUACGCUGAGAAAUUCUGCGCCUGUUGCGCCUACUAAAUGCCCUCAACGAAAGAUCAAAUAUCCGAUUUCACUACGAUUAUGCUGCUUCAGCGGUGACAAUGAUCAACGUGGAUCACUCUAUCCAAUCGACAACACGAGCUGCUGUUUGGGGAAUGUGAUCCUUCGAAACAGCGAUGGACAUCCUGAUCGAGCCGGAUUGCUACAAAGUGUGUCGCAUCUGUAUGGAGAGCUGCGAGGAUGAUUUCGUGUGUGUUUACGACGAAUUUGAGGAUAUGAUUCUGAGCGACGUGAUCACGGAAUGUGCCCGAAUCGAAAUCCGUAAGCACGAUGCUCUUCCACGCAAUGCAUGCCGGAACUGCGCGGAGUACAUGAUCAUCGCAUAUCACAUCAUUCAAAAGUGCCGUGAAUCGGAUGGGACGCUGCGAUCGAUCUUUCAUCACGAGCUAAACGUGCGUGAAGGCGAACGGAACAAUGAAUUAGCCCGGGAGGGUGCCCGCAUGCGGGUAACCGAAGACAUGGACCCAUCGGAUUAUGAAUUCCUGUUGGGGCUUGGGCUGGACGGUGAGCAAUUGCUCGAGGAACCUAGCUUCACUUCUCCGGUGGAUGCAGGAAUGGCUGGCGCUCCUGUAUAUGGCCAACCAGCGUCUUCACUUUCCACUGUAAGCCAGCAACACCCGCAGCAGCAGCAAAAGCAACGGGAGGAAGAAGAAAUGCAAUCUAACUCUUUACCAGCAACGGCGUAUGCAGAAAAAACGACCAGCAACAACCAUCCUUGCCAAGUUGGCGAAGAAACUACGACUGUGAGGACCGCGGAAAUCGCCCAUGAAUCAAGCGAAACAAAUGAAGAAGAUUCUUCCGUACCGCAGGGUGAGCAAAAGAAAUGCUGCGGUUGUCGGAAGCUUUUCUAUGAUGAGCGCAGUUUACUGGACCAUUGUCGAGAUGUGCAUCUACCUUCGCAGGAAUGCCAACAGGAGGGUAGUUCCGACGAUGGUAAACGAUGGCGCUGUACGGUAUGCUAUAGGGGUUUCAGUAGUUUACAGCUGCUCAAGGAACACCAGCGUACGGUGAACCGGAAGUACGUCUGUGCGCGCUGCGGAAAGCGAUUUAUGACCCAGGCAAACCUAGAUACUCACAGCAAAUGCCACAAGGACAGGGAAACGUACAAAUGUUGCGGAUGUCGGGGUGAAUUCGAAACGGAGCUGGAGCUGCUACUCCACUCCGAACAGGUGCAUCGACCGGAACGGAAGGAAGAUUCCGACAAGCCGUUCGAAUGCGAAACAUGCUUCCGCCGUUACUCCAAGCGUAAGUCGCUGGUGAAACAUCGGCGCAUGGCGCGCCAAUUUCAGUGCCAAACAUGUGGCGCAAUCUUUAUGAAGCAACUAUUCCUGACGCUCCACACCGAGAGUGUCCAUCGUCGGGGAUUGGAACAGGAGCAACAGCAAUCGCACCACGAACAGCUACAGCAGGAUCAAGCACACCUGCAGAAGUACCGAUGUUGCGGUGGCUGUCGUGAUGAGUUUGCGGAUAUGGCCGCUCUACGGGAGCAUUCCGAACGGGUGCACGGCAAAGACGAUGAUCGAACGCGUGCGCAGGGUGUCGAUCGACCGUUUCAGUGUUCGAUCUGUCGCAAGCGGUUUGCCACUGCAAUCUAUCUGUUGCAACAUCGCAGCAGAGAAUUCCGCGAGAAAUGCUUUCCAUGUAGUAUCUGUGGUCGAUCGUUCAAUCGGGCGCAUGAUCUAUCCAACCAUCAAACGACGCACUCGAGCGAGAUGCCAUUCGAGUGUAAUGUGUGUGGGCGACGAUUUAAGAAUAAAAUCUAUCUCAAGAAUCACUGCAAGCUGCAUGCCAGCAGUGCGAAGGAGCACGUGUGCCGUCAGUGCGGCAAGUGCUUCCGGACCAAGGAGCUGUUAAAAACGCACCAUAUCUCUCAUUCGCAGGAGCGCAAACACGAGUGCACGGUAUGCGGGGCCGCUUUCAAACGGCUCCAGUGCCUAAAGAUACACACCCGGGUGCACACCCGAGAGAAAGCAUACGAGUGCACAGUCUGCCGUAAGCGGUAUGUGCAAGCUUCCGACCUCAAACGGCAUAUGCUGACCCAUAAUCCGGAUGUCGAAGGAAAACCGUUCCAGUGUGAACAUUGUUUACGGCGUUACCCGCGCAAGGACUACCUGAAGAUGCAUGUUCGACGGCAACAUCCGGAACAGCAUACCGCCCAGCCGGAACCUCAGCGGCUUCAGGAUGCCCUAGAAUUGUUCGCGGCAGCUAAUGGAAGGGAAGCGGCGUCAACGAUCGCGGCUAGUGUACCGACGGCAUCUCUAGCCAUGGUGGAUGAUGAUGUAGGGGAUUUUAUGCGUCUGUGCUGAACGCUCUUCAAUUGAGCCAUUUCCGAAGUAUGACCUCGAGCCAUUUAAGAAAUAUAAAUCGAUUUAUUACAUAAAACUAAACCAAAAUAAAA
Messenger RNA from Anopheles darlingi, 2513 nucleotides. Its product is annotated as zinc finger protein ZFP2-like. Gene Ontology annotation, molecular function: zinc ion binding. The record is from RefSeq and is a predicted model, not a curated record. The transcript is spliced from 2 exons. NCBI's taxonomy places the organism in Eukaryota, Metazoa, Arthropoda, Insecta, Diptera, Culicidae. Gene Ontology annotation, cellular component: nucleus. Bases 232 to 2421 code for a protein of 729 amino acids.